This is a messenger RNA of Aedes albopictus (Asian tiger mosquito), 1002 nucleotides long. RefSeq lists its product as uncharacterized. The record is from RefSeq and is a predicted model, not a curated record. Bases 14 to 613 code for a protein of 199 amino acids. Lineage: Eukaryota; Metazoa; Arthropoda; Insecta; Diptera; Culicidae. The transcript has a single exon. Gene Ontology annotation, cellular component: cytoplasm; nucleus.
GAUUUGAAAAAUUAUGCUUGAAAUUAUCAAGCGAGUGUUGUUUGUUUAUCAACUAGUUUCUAUUAUUUCGGAUUUAUUCAUUGUUUUCCAUAGUUUUCGAAGGAUUUUUUUUCUUGCUGAGCAUAUUUUACAUACGAACAAUAUGGAUUAUGUUGAUAUACAAGCCGUUGAGUCGAAGCUAACCGACGUCACAGUAACUCCAAUUCCGAUGGGAACCAAGCUAUCAUCUGCUGGCCAUGGAAAUGUUACCAACGCAAGCUACAACAACCACCACCAUCAGCUGCAGCAGCAUCAGCACCAACAACAGCAGCCGUUUCAGGUUCAACCGCAGAACUUGACGACCACCGCAGCAGCUUCGGCAUCACCCACUCCGUCGCCUUCUGCGUUGGCCCUCGUAACACCGGUGAGCAACUUGAACCACUUCCCGAAUAAUAAUUCCAACCUUUCGAAGUACGCACAGCUACUGAUGGUCAUUGAGGAGAUGGGACGCGACAUUCGUCCCACCUAUUCCGGGAGCCGUAGUUCAGCCGAGCGACUGAAACGUGGCAUUGUUCACGCUAGGAUUCUGGUGCGGGAAUGUCUGCUAGAGACGGAACGAUCAGCUAGGCAGUAAUUUGCUUGCGCCCAGUUCAAGGAUUUAGUCAGUGAGCGGAUUAGGAUAAGUCGGAUAAAUUAGGUAUACGAUGUAAUUACCUAGACAUUAGUUGUGUUAAACGGUUUCAUAAGUGUUGUACAGGUACUCUUCGAUAUAUUUAUCGUACAAAUAAAUUUCCUGUAUCCAAGUGUACGUUAUAUCGAAGCAGAAAAAAUAUUCUCUUUUUAUGCUGAAUUUGUCGUGAAAGAAGUCAGAAAUAAAUAAUAAUUUCGGGGAAAUUCACAUGUCCACGUUUCGGUGAAAGUCCACGUUUUCACGAAAAAGCCAUUUCGAUUUUUGUGUUUCGGUAUAACGUACUUAUAGUCUUAUACCCUCGAUAUCACGUACACUCAAAGUUUAACAAGGCU